UCCAGCGUGUCGGAGUGCAGAGAACAACAAACAAGAUAGGGUGAAGACCGUCGGGAUGGAUGCAGCUACCUUAACAUACGACACACUUCGCUUUGGAGAGUUUGAAGAUUUUCCUGAGACCUCAGAGCCUGUGUGGAUCUUAGGAAAAGAAUAUAAUGCUCUCACAGAGAGAGAAGACAUUUUAUCAGAUGUCACAUCCCGACUGUGGUUCACAUACAGAAAAAACUUCCCACCUAUUGGUGGGACAGGACCAACAUCAGAUACGGGAUGGGGGUGUAUGUUACGGUGCGGCCAGAUGAUCCUUGGUGAAGCCUUGAUGUGUAGACAUUUAGGUAGAGACUGGAGAUGGGUGAAGGGCAAGAAACAAAGAGAAGAGUACAUCAGUAUUCUCAACGCCUUCAUUGACAAAAAAGACAGCUAUUAUUCCAUCCAUCAAAUCGCCCAGAUGGGAGUCGGAGAGGGAAAGCCUAUAGGCCAGUGGUAUGGACCAAACACAGUCGCCCAGGUCCUAAAGAAGCUGGCAGUGUUUGAUACAUGGAGCAAAUUAGUCGUACACGUGGCGAUGGACAACACUGUGGUCAUCGAGGAGAUCAAGCGUCUUUGUAUGCCCUGGUUGGACGGAGCCUGUGCUGAACCAGAGGCAGCAGGGGAGCUCAACGGCUGCCUGGAGGGGGCGUGCGCUCUAGCGGAGGAGGAGACAGCUCUCUGGAAACCUCUUGUCCUGCUCAUCCCCCUCAGGCUGGGCCUGACCGAUAUAAAUGAGGCCUACAUAGAAACCCUGAAGCAAUGCUUCAUGCUGCCUCAGUCUCUGGGCGUUAUUGGGGGAAAACCCAACAGUGCCCAUUACUUCAUUGGCUAUGUCGGUGAAGAGCUCAUCUAUUUAGACCCACACACCACCCAGCCCGCAGUGGAGCCGUGUGAAGAUGGUCAGGUCCAAGAUGAGACGUACCACUGUCAGCACCCACCCUGUCGCAUGCACAUCUGUGAACUGGACCCAUCCAUUGCAGCAGGUUUCUUCUGCAGAACAGAGGAUGAGUUUGAUGACUGGUGUAUGCGCAUCAGAAGGCUGUCCUGCAAAAGAGGCGGCCUGCCCAUGUUUGAACUUGUAGACAGUCAGCCCUCCCACAUGGUCAUUGUGGACGCCCUUAACCUUACUCCUGACCCUCACGUUCCAGACUUCUCAGACUCGGACAGGUUGGAGCGGUUCUUCGAUUCAGAGGAUGAAGAGUUUGAGAUCCUUUCCCUGUGAGGAACAAACGAACAAUGAUUUACUGUUCUCGACAGUUGGCGAGAGAUUCUUGUCUCUUCUCUGAGAGGAUGAACAUUAACUGGAGACCUCUUGAGCCGGUCCAGCUCCAAUGGUGUAGUCAGUGUGCAUCACACAGCAUUCUUCAACAGCCACUGAAUGCUGCUCUCCGUAUCCGACAUUGAGACCGCCUGGUGGAAGCCGUAGCAGGAGCUCAGGAUUUAUUCUGUAUGCACAUCUUCCACUUCCAUGUGUUUCCAUUUGAGUCUUAACACUUUAAAUGUUUAUUCUGAAGUGAUAUGGUGCCUUUCCCUGACUCCAUACUUAAAAUUGCCAUAACAGUUUUAUGUUGUAUAGAAACACAUUGGUUCAUGACACCCAUGGCUUACGCGGUUUGUCACUACUAACAAGUCUGUAACAGCCUGUAAUGAAACCAAAAUAAGUCAACUCAGCAGACAUGCUGUAUUAAUUAUUCAUGCAAAGUAUCCUUGCCAAGUUUUAAACAUAUACACAUGUUCAUUUGAAGAUUAUUUAUUUAAUCAAUACGCUGUAUAGACAGGUGAAAGAACAAUAGACAUGUAAGAGAAUCAAAAAUAAAAUCAGAAUCUAAUAUUUGA
This is a messenger RNA of Cheilinus undulatus (humphead wrasse), 1863 nucleotides long. It is a transcript of the gene atg4b, whose product is annotated as autophagy related 4B, cysteine peptidase. Bases 56 to 1249 code for a protein of 397 amino acids. The record is from RefSeq and is a predicted model, not a curated record. Gene Ontology annotation, molecular function: protein-phosphatidylethanolamide deconjugating activity. The transcript has 13 exons. Lineage: Eukaryota; Metazoa; Chordata; Actinopteri; Labriformes; Labridae.